CCCACUCCACAAACUCCCGACGCAAUCAAACCAAACCAAUUUGAAAUUGAAUCACCAAGCCGGUGGUGGCGUGGUGCUGUGCUGCUCCCCUCCCCGCCCCGCUUGCCGUCCCUCCCCUCUCUGAAGACGGCGGCCAUGGAGGAGCUCGCCACGGCGCUGCCACCGCGGCGGCCCCACCGUGAGCGGCGCCACCGGCGGAAGGCGUCGGACGCGGCCGCGGCCGCGCUGGCGGCGCAGGCGGCGUCCUCCUACGGCGACGUGUUCGGCGGCCCCCCGCGGUUCGCGCCGCCCCCGGCCUUCGCCGCGGGGGCGGGGGCGGGGGCGGCGCCGGCGGACUACGUGGAGGUGUUCGGCGGCGUCGCGGCCUCGUGCUCCAUCCCCUACCUCGACCUGCCCCCGGCCGUUGCCGACGGCGCCGGCGCCGGCGCGGGUGCGUACGGCGAGAUCUUCGGCCGCUUCGACUUCGGGGACUUCGCGGCGCCGUACGAGGAGAUGCUCCCUGGGGCGGAGUGCUUGGCGGAGGAGAUCGCGUCGCCGAGCGGGAGCUCCAGAUCAUCAAUCAGGAAAGAAUCUGGCCAGUUGGAUGCUGAGCCUUCUAUAAUCUAUCAACAGUAUGCAGAUACUGGUUGCAACCAACACUUUGAUGAGGAGCAAGUUUAUCCAGUCUCAUUUCCUCCAGAUGGUGAGCAAAGGUUCAACAUGUCAUAUAACAAGGCCACCAGGGGAAGACCAGAUGAUCUUGUUGAAAUGACUACUUGCAUAGUGGAACCUUCAAUUAGCUAUGUGGUUGACUCUUGCAAUUUGUCAAAUGAUUCAGAAAUGGAUAAUGUCCCAGUAAUGGACAGUAGUACACAUGCUAAUGGUGUGAAACAUAAGAUGAGUCCACAGAACGUUGUAGCCGUCAGCCUGAAUAGUGCUAAUAGUGCUUCUGUAGUUGAUCAGCAGCCGCAUAUCCCAACAUGCCCCCACAUCUCUGAAAAUAUUUGUGAGGAAGAAAGCUUUAACAAGAGGUCUAGCACCCAUUCAAUGUCAAGCGAGGAAGCACCUUCCCCUAGUGGUGUGGAAGAGAAGAUGAGCCCACCGAACGUUGUAGCUGUCAGCCUGAAGAGUGCUUCUAUAAUUGAUCAGCCGCCGCUGCAUAUCCCAACAUGCCCCCCUAUCUCUGAAAAUAUUUGUGAGGAAGAAAGUUUUAACAAGAGGUCUAGCACCCAUUCAGUGUCAAGUGAGGAAGCACCUUCCCCUGAUUAUCCAUUCUUAAGGAUAUCUGACAUCAGCCUUCCAGCAGCGCCAAUCAAAGUACAGCCACCACCAAUGCCAUCAUUUAAAUUGCUUAACAAAAAGGGAAACAAAGAACACGGAGAUGCUGAUGUCAAUCCUAACUCAGCUGCUGCUGCCAUGAAGGAAGCAAUGGAAUUUGCUGAAGCCAGAUUAAAAGCUGCAAAAGACUUGAUGGAGACAAAAGGUGACAGCUUUAAAUUCCGGAAGAGGCCAGCCCAUCACAGGAGUGCAAAAUCAACUGAAAUUAAGGAAUGCAAGGCAUCUGAUGAAGUGCAUCUAUUUGAAGAAGAUCUGAACAUCAGAAGAUUGGGAAAAGAGGAAAAUCAAAACACUGAUAUAGCUUCGCUGGACAAGGACAGGGGUGCUGGUGCAUUUAAGCCUGGCCACGGUGAUCAUGGCAAAAAGGGGGUUAUAUCACCAGGGAAGCCUCAUGAGAUGAUUCAAAAUGGCAGUGAACUAGAACAAUUAGGAAAGUGGACAUCAGAUGCUGAAUUUUAUGAACUAGUAAGCAAUGAUCAGAGAUGCAGACCUAUUGAAGCGGCAUGCCAUGUUAACAAUGAUCUGCUGACUAAUUCCUUCACCAAGCUCGAUCAGUCUGAGAAAGAAAAGGCAGAGGGUUUUGCAGGUGAACCGAAAAGGUCUAGGAAGUUAUGGAGCAGUAACAAUACAACAGAUCUGAGAAUGGAUCAUGUAAAACAGGGAAAAGAUGGUGUAGCUUCUAUGGAGGCUGAACAAAAGGCUCCUAGGUUGCCAGAAGUUCCUUUUUGUGCUGAAAGGGUGGCAUACCAAGAGCCAACAGAAGGAGAUAAUUGUGUAUUGACAAAUUCUUCCGCAAAGCUUGACCAGUCUGAUAAAGAAAAGGCAGGGGGUUUUGCGGGUGAGCCUAAAAGGUCUAGAAAAUUGUGGGGAAGUAACAGUACAACAGGUCUGAGGACGGAACCUGUAAUUCAGGGAAAAGAUGGUAUACCUUCUGUGGAGGCUGAACAAAAGGCUCCUAGGUUGCCAGAAGUUCCUUUUUGUGAUGCAAGGGUGACGUACCAACAACCAACCAAAGGAGAUAAUAGUCUGGUGACAGAUUCUUCUGCCAAAUUCGAUCAGGUUGAUAAAGAAAAGGCAGGGGGUUUUGCAGGUGAGCCGAAAAGGUCUAGAAAAUUGUGGGGCAGUAACAAUACAACAGGUAUGAGGAUGGAACCUGUAAAUCAGGGAAAAUAUGGUAUAGCUUCCGUGGAGGCUGAACAAAAGGCUCCUUGGUCAUCAGAAGUUCCUUUUUGUGAUGAAAGGGUGACAUACCAAGAGCCAACCAAUUCUCAUUUGAAACAAUGUCCAGGGGUCGGGGAUUCUCAAGGCCGCAGUAAUGAUGGGCUAUUUGAGAUUUUAUGCAUGAAUAGUUUACCUACAGAGGUCCGAGCCGACCCAGAAAUUUCCAGUUCCUUUUUGGAGCCUUGUUUACCUGGAGGGCAUGCCAAUGAUGAUGAAAAUUAUUCUGAUGGCAGAGCUCAGGAAACUCCAUUGGUAGGGAACUCUAACCAUGACGACAACAAUAAAGAGGGACUUGAGCUUCCAUACACUGAUGAGUUGCCAUGUACUUUAGCAAGGAAUCAUGUUUUACAGGAACUUCCUAAUGUUCCUAAUACUGAUGAAAUCAAUGAAGGUUUAGUGAAAAUAUCAAAAUUAGAAGAGUCCCCCAAACUGCAUGAAAUUUUCGAGAAAGAAAAGCUAUUCGGUUUUGUUGAUGAAGCAUGCCUAUCGAAUGAAAAUGAAAGAGCAGAUGAAGUAGCUUCAGAAUCACUCAUCCAUGAAGAGAUGACAAAAUAUGGGAUUGAGGAGAAAGCAGAUGUACAUGAAUAUUUUCAGGAGGGAGAUGUGGAUCAGGUAGCUGAAUCUCCUGAAGAGGAAGGUUAUGUUACUUCGGGAAGUGGUAUUGCUAAUGAUAGCGAAUAUGAUGAAGCAGAAGUCGAUGUAUUUGUGGGUGACAGCAAAUUGAUGGAAUCCAAUGUGAGAACAUGUAGUAAUUGUGACAAAGAUCCAUAUCAGUUCCAAGAAUCACAUGGGUCAUGGGGACCCCUAGAUUUGGAGAACAACAUGGACAGAGUUGAGGAUAUCAUAUCUCAUGGUGAGGAAAAAGAGGCACAAAAAUCCUCACCAGAGAAUGUUGACAAGAUACUGGUGGAAGAAGUAAUAAACCGUGACAGUAGGGAAGGUCAGAAAUCCAUGGAAACAGGUGUCUACAAAAGACCGAACGGUGUAUCUGCAGAAGUUAAUAUAAGGAGUGACAUAGAUGAUAAUCCAUUUGAUUCUGUGAAUGAAUUUAUUACUGAUGACGGUAGUGAUUAUGCCAUGAAGAUGGGCACAUUGUCAAAUAAUCUGCAGUCUUCUUUUUCAGAAGCAUACUCCGGCAUGAAGCACUCGUCUCAAAAUACGGAGUCUGUUUCUGCCAAGAAGGCUGAUGUUCUCAAAAAUCCUGAAGUGAAUUGCAGAGAAGCAGAUAGAGAGAUUCCAACUGAAAUUUUAACAACAUUAGAAGAGGGGCAAAAUACUGGAAGCGAAAUGGAAGAAAGGGAUAAGGCUGCAGAAGAUACUGCAUCAGAAACUGUUCUAAAAUCAAGAGAAGAAAAACUUGAUCUUCAGAGAACUAAAGCAAGGAAUGACGUAAAAGAGACUGAAGGAGAAAUUGAGAAGGAGGUCCUCAUAACUCUUGACAAAGAUAAAGAAAAAGAAUGUAAACUGGAAAAAGAAAAGGAGCAAGAUAAAGAGAGACGGAGAAGAGAGUUAGAAGAAGAGAAGGAACGGGAAAUGGAGCGAGCAAAAGAUAGGCUUGCUGUUCAGAGAGCUACUAGAGAAGCACAUGAGAGGGCAUUUGCAGAGGUUCGUGCUAAGGCUGAUAGAAUAGCAUUAGAAAGGAUUACCUCAGCACGACAACGAGCAUCUACAGAAGCUUAUGAGAAAGAAGAAAAGGCAACUGCUCAGGCAGCUCUUGAGAAGGCUUCAAGAGAAGCUAGACUGAAAGCUGAGCGUGCAGCAGUUGAGAGAGCAACUGCUGAAGCUCGGGAGAGGGCAAUUGAAAAGGCAAAGGCUGCUGCAGAUGCAAAGGAGCGAAUGGAGAGGUUCAGGUCUUCUUUCAAAGAAAGUUUUAAGGCACCUAAUCAGGAUAAUCAACACGAGGCACAAUUUCAGAAGACAGCUUCAAAUAAUCACGGAAAAAGCACAGAUAUUGAAGUAGUUGAGGUUGAGUCAGCUCUAAGACAUAAAGCAAAAUUGGAGAGGCAUCAACGCACAGCUGAGCGAGCGGCUAAAGCCCUUGCUGAAAAGAACAUGCGGGACAUGCUGGCUCAGAGGGAGCAGGCAGAGAAACAUAGAUUGGCUGAAUUCCUUGAUCCUGAAGUCAAGAGAUGGUCAAAUGGAAAAGAAGGAAACCUGCGAGCAUUGCUGUCCACAUUGCAAUAUAUACUUGGUUCAGACAGUGGUUGGCAGCCAGUUCCCCUCACAGACCUUAUUACAGCUGCCGGUGUCAAGAAGGCAUACAGGAAGGCAACCCUUUGUGUCCAUCCAGAUAAAGUACAACAAAGAGGUGCUACAAUCAGGCAGAAAUACAUUUGUGAGAAGGUGUUUGAUCUUCUUAAGGAAGCCUGGAAUAAGUACAAUUCCGAAGAGCGCUAAGAUAGCUGUAGAGGAUGUCUUCUGGUUAUCUCUUACCCAUAUCAAUUCAGUAGCUCCCCCCCAAAAAAGGAAAAUCAAUUUUACAGCAUCUGUUGUGUCUCGUAUCUCUUACGAUGAACAUAGUAUUAGAUCAAAGCCGCUAGAGUACUGCUUUGAGGAACUGAUGUGUUUUGAGUUUUUUUUUGGCGGUGGCAAGUUUAUAUCGAAACCUUUA
Molecule: messenger RNA, 5149 nt
Organism: Panicum hallii
Lineage: Eukaryota; Viridiplantae; Streptophyta; Magnoliopsida; Poales; Poaceae
Exons: 9
Coding region: 136-4935 (1599 amino acids)
Biological process (GO): clathrin-dependent endocytosis; clathrin coat disassembly
Cellular component (GO): vesicle; intracellular membrane-bounded organelle; cytoplasm
Molecular function (GO): clathrin binding
Source: RefSeq, a predicted model, not a curated record